AGAGAGCAACACAAUGUUUCGUUAUGUUUCGUCACAUGGUGAAGACGGAAUGUAAGCACAUUAUGGCGAAGUUCGUGCCAUGCCAUUCAUCGUGGGGCUGAUGACUCACACCCUCGAUGCGCGGGCCUGCGGGGUUCCGGUCGAAUGCUAGGUUAGGUACCUCCGGCCCUGCUCGGAACUCCGGUAACGGAAGGUAAAAUGAAAGAGCGCCGGUCCCCAAUUUUCUCCUCGGCACGCGAUUUCGGGAACACUCCGGACGACGCAAGAGUUCAACAUCCAAACGCAUUCAUAUCCGGUCGUUCAUUCGCAUUGCUACCGGAGAAGAAAACCAUUGAUCCCAGCUUUAAUUACGCCAUUUUUGCGUUCUCAGUCUGGAAAAAAAGUGCCAUGACAAUCACUGCAGAACCCGUUCCUAGCGCGGCCGACCUGUUCAAUGUCAACGGCUUGGUCGCAGCUGUGACAGGUGCAGGCGGAGGCAUCGGGUUGCUGAUGGCCCGGGCCCUGGAGGCCAACGGGGCGAAAGUGUUUAUCCUCGACAUCAACCCAGCCAAACUAGAGGAGGCCAGUAAACAGUCGAAAUUUGGGAAUCUGUUCCCGAUUCAGUGCGAUAUCACGUCUCAGGACAGCCUCAUCAAGGCGACAGAAGCAAUCAAGAACCAGGUUGGCCAUGUAAAUCUGUUGGUUGCCAAUGCCGGCGUGCCAGGGCCGUAUCCGCCCCGGAUCCCAGCCGGAGCGUCGAUAUCGGACGUAUUCGACGCCUGGUGGAGCACCCCGUUUGAGUCAUUCCUCAGUACCUAUAGGGUCAACGACGCCGGCACCUUCUACACCGUGCUUGCGUUUCUGAAGUUGCUGGACGCGGGGAACAGGCAGAAGAACGUUGGAUUUUCCAGCCAGAUCGUCACCACCGCGAGCAUCACGGCUUUCAACCGAACAGCCCCCAGCGGCUUCGCGUAUGCUACCAGCAAGGCCGCCGUCAUACACUUGAUGAAGCAGCUGUCGACUUAUCUGGUUCCUUUUCAAAUUCGUUGCAAUGCGAUUGCUCCUGGAUUGUAUCCUACAGAAAUGUCGAGCCCGGCCCUGGACGUCGACCAGGAUGCACUUCUGGCAACCAUCCCCGCUGGACGGACUGGUGACGCCAACGAUAUAGCCGGGACCAUUCUGUAUCUGGCUUCCCGGGGAGGGGCGUAUUGUAACGGCAUGGUGGUCCUCACGGACGGAGGGAGACUCAGUACUAUGCCAGCAACCUAUUAAAUCAGUGCGCCUCAUGUUUACGUUUGCAUUGUAAAGUACCAACCUAAGUUACGCCCAAGACGUGGAAAAGUGCAUGGCCCCGAACUUCGCAAGGAGGGGCUUACUGAGGAAGGGGAACAUUGGUCUCCCGAAUCAUAACCAAUGCUUCCCUUGUAUUUUAUUGUACAUAGC
This is a messenger RNA of Phialemonium atrogriseum, 1422 nucleotides long. RefSeq lists its product as uncharacterized. Lineage: Eukaryota; Fungi; Ascomycota; Sordariomycetes; Cephalothecales; Cephalothecaceae. Gene Ontology annotation, molecular function: oxidoreductase activity. Bases 199 to 1251 code for a protein of 350 amino acids. The transcript is spliced from 4 exons. The record is from RefSeq and is a predicted model, not a curated record.